Molecule: messenger RNA, 1381 nt
Organism: Tachysurus fulvidraco (yellow catfish)
Lineage: Eukaryota; Metazoa; Chordata; Actinopteri; Siluriformes; Bagridae
Product: caspase-7-like
Exons: 6
Coding region: 25-948 (307 amino acids)
Biological process (GO): apoptotic process; proteolysis
Cellular component (GO): cytoplasm
Source: RefSeq, a predicted model, not a curated record
UUGCUGCAGUAGAGAUAUACUGUAAUGGACGAAACUUUGCGAGACUCUGAGGAGGAGAUCUGGGCUUGUGGGGACGAAACAGAUGCAAAGCCUGACCGUAAAGCAAGAUUUCUGCUUUUUGGAGGCAAGAAGAACAAGGAUGAAAAGGUGUCGGAAAAGGAAUCGUCCUCUGAGUACCGCUACCGCAUCGUUUCUCCAAUGUGCCAAUAUAUAAGGAACCACAAGCGAGUAGGAAAAUGUGUCAUCAUCAACAAUAAGAACUUUAAUGAUGAUACAGGGAUGAAUGUACGUAAUGGCACAGAUCAAGAUGCAGGAGAACUGUUAAAAUGCUUUAAAAACCUUGGUUUUGAAGUUUGCAUCUACAAUGACCAGUCCUGUGAAAAAAUGACGAAGAUACUGAAAAAAGUGUCGGAAGAGGAUCACACCGACAGUUCCUGCUUUGCCUGCAUUUUGCUAAGCCAUGGAGAAGAGGGCAUGAUAUAUGGAACGGACGGGGCCAUGCCCAUCAAAGACAUUACCUUCCUCUUCAGAGGAGACAUGUGCAAGAGUCUUGUGGGCAAACCCAAGCUUUUCUUCAUCCAGGCCUGUCGAGGUUCAGAGUUUGAUGAUGGUAUACAGACUGACUCAGGAACACCUCAUGAUGUUCUAGAAACAGAUGCGAGCCCCAGACACAAAAUCCCAGUGGAGGCAGACUUCUUGUUUGCAUACUCCACUGUUCCAGGUUACUACUCAUGGAGGAACCCGGGCCGGGGCUCUUGGUUCAUCCAAGCUCUUUGUAACGUCCUCAACGAGUCUGGCAAACAACUGGAAAUCUUGCAGAUCCUCACACGUGUCAACUACAUGGUGGCAAACAACUUUGAGUCCUGGUCUGAAGAUUCACGCUUCAGUGAGAAGAAGCAGAUUCCCUGUGUUGUCUCUAUGCUGACCAAAGAGCUUUAUUUUAACUGAUAACUACACUACCACAGAGUUACUUAAAGGUCUUUGAUUUCUAUUUUUUUUUACUUACAUGUAUUUUAUUCUGUUUUCUUUUCUUUUUCUUUUUCAGUUUCAAGUAUGUUUGGUAGCACACAUUUUCACAUCACAGUCAAAGCUAGGCUGAUUUACUGACAGGAUGUGACCACGUGGUCUCAAUAUUCAGGGAUGAUCCAGACACAGCUACAGUUAGGGUUUGUGUGGGAUAGCAGUUUCUUUCUGACUUUAUUCUGGACGCUUAAUAGAUUCUUCAGAAGAGUGGAUCUUUAGUAGCAUGUUACUGUUCAUUAUUUAUCUCUUAUUUUUUGAACAUUAAUAUUGCUGUUCUUUGUCCACAGCGGUGUGAAAUAUUCAUGUUAGGUUUUGUGGAAUUUUAGCCUAUAUAAGCAUUUUCUAUUUCUUCUUUUAU